AUGGAAUCGCGGCUAGGAUCAGUCUGGUCAGCAUCCCGCUCGACUAAGUUCUUUCUAGGCAAGGGUCCAGCUCUGAUUCCCUUCUUCCACAACUGGUGCAGUCUUAUGGCGGGCGACGGGACCAGGAAGCUCCUCAUAAUCAUGGGCUCCAUUCUCCGGCCGAAAACUGCUCGGCCCAACCAAGCCAGACUCCUCGAGGUCAAUAUCGAUACGCUGCGAGGACUGCCACGUGGGCCGCAUCAGAAUCGACUCGAUCCGAACGCCCUCCACCAGACCGCUCGGGCUAAGUUCCGCAGAUCACGAAAUGUUGUGGUCGCCGAUAAAUCGCAGUUCUGCGCCCUCUCGAUAAGUAGGCUGCUCAGGACUCGGCGGGUGAGCAGCCCGCGGGCGGCGCGGCGGCACUUCUGUGGCGGUGGGUGGCGGCAACGAAACGCGGAAAAGUGCGGCGAGAGGGGCGAGGGGUUCAAAAAGGGCGAAGGACGCCGAGAGGCGGCAAAGAGGCAACACCGAGCCGACGCAGCCACGUGCUACCGCAGAAUAUACAGAGUCUCCACCCAGUCGCUAAUCCACAAGCUGCCUUGUUUGUCCACAUCAAAAGUUGCGAUUUUCGCCCACACCGGGCUACCCACGACUACAGUCAUUCAGUUAGGACUAGAGGACUCGGCAGUACCGCCGCCUCUAAACCUUCCGACUAGAGAUGUCCAACAAGAACAAGAUAGUCCACGCCCUCCAGAAACAAAAAGGGGCAAUCGUCUGAAGAGACAUUAUACUCUGAAUUUCAUCAAGGAGUCUCCUUGGUCUGUGUAUGAGAAACAUGUCGAUGUAUCUUACAAAACACCCCGACAUUCAUGCAUUGUGGCACAGAAGCGAAGCAAAGGCAAUGCCAGAGUUCAUAUCAAGAAGAUUGUAGAGCAUUCCAAAGAAGCCACUGCCAAUCGUCUGCUGCUGCUUCAGUCCGCUCCAAUUCUUUUCGUCCCCAUUCUCGAAGUUUACGAGCAACCAUCGUCUAUGUACCUUGUUUACGAGCUGGUCGAGCACACCCUCCAGGAUUUAGUUCGAAGCCAGCACUCCCUCGAGAUCAAAGAGCUAGGGGCCAUAGUGAAACAGAUUCUUGAAGGACUCCUCUACCUCGAAGUAAACGGGGUAGGGCUCCUGGACCUCGAGUGUGCGGACAUUAGGUUCAGGCCAAACGGCUGCCUCCAGAUAGAUUCUCCGGAGAAGAGUGUUCUUUCAAGGCUAUGGAGUAUGAUCAGAUACACCGUACUCCCUCAGCCGCUGGCCAAUAUGGUAGCGCUAUGUCCUGCAGCUUGA
Molecule: messenger RNA, 1311 nt
Organism: Pyricularia pennisetigena
Lineage: Eukaryota; Fungi; Ascomycota; Sordariomycetes; Magnaporthales; Pyriculariaceae
Exons: 7
Coding region: 1-1311 (436 amino acids)
Source: RefSeq, a predicted model, not a curated record